AUGCAACAGAUGUCGGCCGGUGUGGAUGGGUCCAUUAAGGACUCGGUAGUCGACAAGCUACCUAAAAAAUUCAGAGAACUAAAAUUUGGAAUUCAGAGCAUACAGCAGAUGGCGGCGCAAGCGGUUCUCGAGGUAUCAGACAGAACACUUUACGAUGUCGAGAAUCAGCGGAAGCCUGUCAAAAAUGGUGCAUUGGAUCCACUGAUGGGUACAUCGUCUAAGACCGGAACAUGCGAUACUUGUGGAGAAGGUCUUCAAACCUGUAACGGCCAUUUCGGACAUUGCCGGCUCGCCCUACCAUGCUUUCACAUUGGAUACCUAAAAUUAAUUCAAAUGAUGCUCCAAAAUAUAUGUAAGGACUGUGCCAGGGUUCUCCUCAACGACACUGAACGCAGAAGCUUUCUCAAAGAAUUACGAAGACCGGGCAUUGAUAAUCUAAAGCGUACCCAAAUCUGUAAAAAAAUAAAUUUACAGUGCCGAAAAGCAAAGCACUGUCCAUCAUGUGGUGAAAUUAAUGGCCAAAUCCGAAAGAUUGGAGUUCUCAAGCUAGUACAUGACAAGUAUCAAGCAUUUAAUAAAUCAACAGCAGCAAAAAAAGUACCGCCUCCUGGUUUGAUAAACUUCCAAAAAUCUUUCGACGAAGCGAAAAAAAACAACAACGAGCUUGACAAACAUGUCAAAAAGGCCAUGGAAGAUCUCAAUCCAUUGAGAGUCCUUAAUCUUUUCAAAAUGAUCACACCCCCUGAUUGUGAGUUGCUCAACAUCAAUCCAGCAGAAGGCAGACCAGAAAUGUUUCUAUGGCAAUAUGUCCCAGCACCACCUAUCUGUAUCCGUCCAUCGGUUGCCCAAGAAAAUGCAAGCACAGAGGACGAUCUCACAACAAAGCUAGCCGAUAUUGUUCAUAUCAGCUCACUAAUUCGAGCUGCAUUACAAAAAGGACAGCCAAUACAAACAAUCGUUGAACAGUGGGAUUACCUUCAGUUACAGAUAGCUAUGUAUGUAAACAGCGACGUGCCUGGACUUCAGCAGCCCGGAUUUGGAAAGCCCAUUCGGGGUUUCUGUCAGAGGUUAAAGGGUAAACAAGGCAGAUUUCGAGGAAAUUUGUCUGGAAAGCGUGUAGAUUUCUCGGGGCGCACCGUCAUCUCCCCGGAUCCAAACCUUGGAAUUGAUCAAGUUGCUGUCCCGAUUCUUGUAGCCAAGAACCUCACAUAUCCCGAGCGUGUCCAACGGCAAAACAUUGAAAAGCUCCGAAAAUGCGUCAUUAAUGGUCCAAACAUACAUCCUGGAGCCCAGCAGAUAAUUAAGAAGGAUUCUGAUCACAAAAUAUCAUUAAAAUUUGCUCGCAGGGAGAAUGAAGCUAAAUUUCUGAAGAUAGGCGAUGUCGUCGAAAGACAUCUUGAAGAUGGUGAUAUUGUGCUAUUUAAUAGACAGCCUUCACUUCAUAAGCUUAGUAUCAUGAGCCAUUAUGUAAAAGUUAGACCUUGGAGAACAUUUCGGUUGAAUGAAUGCGUUUGCAAUCCUUAUAACGCUGAUUUUGAUGGAGACGAAAUGAAUCUCCACGUACCACAAACCGAAGAAGCUAGGGCCGAGGCGAUUAAUCUUAUGGGCGUAAAGAAUAAUUUAUCGACACCUAAGAAUGGUGAGCCCAUUAUCUCAGCAACCCAAGACUUUAUAACAGCAGCAUACCUCUUGAGUAGCAAGGAAAAUUUCUUUGACCGGAAAACAUUUACCAAUUUAUGUAUGUACAUGGUUGACGCUAAUGUCCAUCUGGAUCUCCCAUAUCCUGCAAUAAUAAAGCCUGAAGCACUUUGGACAGGGAAGCAGGUCUUCAGUGUUUUAAUGAGACCUAAUAAGGACUCCCCAGUCAAGGUUAAUCUAGAUGCGAAAUGUCGAGACUAUAAGGCCAAGGCUGGUCAAUGCCCAGACAUGGAUCCUAAUGAUGGCUGGCUUGUGGUUCGUAAUUCAGAAGUCAUGUGUGGCCGAAUGGAUAAAACAACUGUUGGUUCUGGAAAGAAAGACUCUAUUUUUUACAUUAUUUUGAGAGAUUUUGGACCUGACGAAGCUGUCACAGCUAUGAAUCGACUCGCCAAAAUUUCUGCGAGAUAUCUUACCAACCAAGGAUUUUCUAUAGGAAUUAGCGACGUUUACCCUUCCCAAAAGUUAAAAGAAAAGAAGCAGGCUCUCGUGACUAAAGCCUACGAAGAAUGUGAGAAGCUAAUCAUGACUUUUAAAGAGGGAAAACUCGAGAAAGCAACUGGAUGCAAUAUGGAGGAGACUCUCGAAAAUGCUAUAUCUGGAAUUCUCAGCAAGGUUAGACAACAGGCUGGAGAAUAUUGUAUAGAAACUCUUAGUAAAUGGAACGCACCUUUAAUUAUGGCCAAAUCUGGAUCAAAAGGCUCAAAUAUCAACGUCGCUCAAAUGGUGGCUGUGGUAGGGCAACAAAUUAUUGGAGGUCAACGUGUACCCGAUGGAUUCCAGGAUCGUAGCUUGCCACAUUUUCCAAAAAACGCACGACAGCCCCCUUCUAAGGGGUUCGUGAGGAAUAGCUUCUUUUCUGGCCUGACUCCAACUGAAUUUUUAUUUCACGCUAUAUCUGGGCGUGAAGGAUUGGUUGAUACAGCUGUCAAGACAGCAGAAACUGGAUACAUGUCAAGAAGACUGAUGAAAUCUCUCGAAGAUCUAUCUACUCAGUAUGAUGACACGGUUCGCAAUUCAUCUGGGAUUAUCGUUCAGUUUCAAUUCGGUGCCGACAAAUUAGAUCCGGUUGAUAUGGAAGGCACGGCCGUACCCGUCAAUUUUGAACGCACAUGGAUACAUGCGGAAAAUUUAACUUGGAAUAAUGCUGAUCGUUGUCUUCUACCUUUUGAAAUUACUGCAGAGUGUGAUAGACUGCUCGGCGAAGAACGACCAAAGUACGUGCGAAGAGGUCUUCUCAAGGAACUGUUAGACUACGAUGACCAGAGUGACUAUGCAAUCGAUGAAUUUGAGAGCGCCAGAGGCUUUUUGAGUACCAUCACUAGGUUUGUGAAUGGCCUAGCUUCGCGACAGGCCAAGGUGCGACAGAGGUUUGGUCUGGAUGAAUUGGAAGACGAUCCGCUGGAAUCGGGAGAUAUAUACGAUCCAGAAUCAGAAGAUAAGGCAAUGAGGGAUCAUGUCGACAGAGUUUCAAAAGUAUCCUUGGCAACCUUGAGAAUGUUCAUCGGACUUUGCUUGAAUAAAUAUGCAAAGGCACAUGUCGAGCCUGGCCAUGCUGUGGGUGCGGUUGGAGCACAAUCCAUUGGAGAGCCUGGAACUCAAAUGACUCUCAAAACUUUUCAUUUUGCUGGUGUUGCUGGUAUGAGUAUAACGCAGGGUGUUCCUCGUAUUAAGGAAAUUAUUAACGCCUCCCGGGUUAUCAGCACUCCAGUUAUCACUUGUCCUUUAGAAAAUAAAAAGCAAAUCGAGGCGGCCCGAGUCGUCAAGGGUCGUAUUGAAAAAACAUAUAUUUCUGAUGUCAUUCGAUUUAUUGAGGAUAUGUGGUCAGCAAAAAGAGCUACGCUCUGUCUUUGUGUAGACGUCAAUGCGCUCAACGAUAUGCACCUCGGAAUAACUACUGAAGAUAUCGCAGAAACCAUAUGUUGCAACAGAAAGCUAAAGAUUCGUGCUACAGACGUGAUUGUUGCGAGCGACUGUAUUUUUGUAAAUGUUACCCACGAAAGUGGCGGUAAUUUGGGAGGUCGUGGUGCCUCUGCUCGCAGUAAACAGAACAUUGAUGAUGGAGGAUCAGACUUGUUACUUCGUGUAAAUCAUCUAAAGCGCACGUUGCCCGCCCUUCCUAUCUCUGGCUAUCCUGAUGCGACUCGAGCAAUUAUACAAACUUCGGAACAGAGUGAGCAUACAGUUCUGGUGGAAGGUUACGGGCUUCGUGCUUGUAUGACAACAGAAGGAGUCAUCGGCACCCAAUGUACUACUAAUGGCGUGAUGGAAUGUAAAGAGGUACUAGGAAUUGAAGCGGCUCGUGCUACCAUUGCAAAAGAGAUUGGUGCUGUAAUGGGCGACAUGGGCAUCGAUCCUAGGCAUAUGCAACUUCUAGCUGAUGUGAUGACUUUCAAGGGUGAGGUGCUUGGAAUUACCCGCUUUGGCUUGUCGAAAAUGCGCGACAGUGUUCUUCAACUAGCCUCGUUUGAAAAGACUCCAGACCAUCUGUUCGAUGCAGCGGCAGGCAUGAAGACAGACUUAAUUGAAGGUGUUAGCGAGUGCAUCAUUAUGGGCCAGACCAUGAGCAUUGGCACAGGGGCAUUCCAAGUCGUUCGAAACCUAGGUCUCAAGGCUGGCGAUUUGAAGAGAAAGGCAACAAUUUUCGAAGAUGCCUGGAAAUGGGACCAAGGAGAAAGGAGAAAGAUGGGCCAACGGAUAGUAUUUUGA
This is a messenger RNA of Blumeria graminis f. sp. triticale, 4404 nucleotides long. NCBI's taxonomy places the organism in Eukaryota, Fungi, Ascomycota, Leotiomycetes, Helotiales, Erysiphaceae. The record is from the annotation of a GenBank genome assembly.